CACCAUCAACGUUGUCAUAGCAGCCAUGGCUUUCAAGUUCGUCGUGCUGGCCGGCCUGGCCCUUGGUGCCCUAGCUGACCGCGCCCCAGUCUACCCUUCAUACUCCCCUCCUGCUGCCUCAUACCCUGCCCCGCCCACUUAUGCCCCACUACCACCAAAAUACCCCGCCCCAUCCCCAUAUGGCAAGGAGCCUGAAUACCCCACUGCCCCCCCUAAGUACGCCUACAACUACGAUGUUGCCGACCACUACUCCGGCGCCAACUUCGCUGCUUCCGAGGCCCGCGACGGCUACAAGACCGAGGGCAGCUACACGGUGGACCUCCCCGACGGCCGAACACAGACCGUCACCUACGUGGACAACGGCGACGGUCUGGAGGCCGUGGUGACCUACGAGGGAGAGGCCCAGUACCCCGAAUACAACCCUGCCCCAGCCUACAAGCCCGCCCCAGUCUACAAGCCCGCUCCCCCUGUUUACAAGCCAGCACCUAAGUACCCCCAGCCCCCCCAGUACCCCGCCUAAGUCAUCACCCCGACUCUCAGCCGCUAACUGAGAUGAUACACCUCACACCUUCAUCCCCCGUGAGAUGAAGGACAUAGUUUAAAGUGUCAUCAUAUUUAUUGUGCCAUAGUCAUAUCAGGCUAAUAAUAAAACAUGCAUCUUCUGUAA
Homarus americanus (American lobster) is the source of this 667-nucleotide messenger RNA. RefSeq names its product adhesive plaque matrix protein-like. The record is from RefSeq and is a predicted model, not a curated record. NCBI's taxonomy places the organism in Eukaryota, Metazoa, Arthropoda, Malacostraca, Decapoda, Nephropidae. The transcript is spliced from 3 exons. Gene Ontology annotation, cellular component: extracellular matrix. Bases 26 to 520 code for a protein of 164 amino acids.